CUCCGCGUCUGUUUCCGAGGCCCCGCCUCCCGAUGAUGUAACAAUCUCUUCGCGCAUGUUCACAGUCUCCGGGUGGACGGUGUUACCCUCUCCGCUCAGAGCUGAAGUGGGCCGGUGGUGUGUUCGGGAAAGACUUUCGUCUCUUCCGUCGGGAUCACUGUCUGCGGGCCGAAGAUAUCACUUUCCCAUCGUUAGACCUGCAGUGAUAGGUUUAUUGGAAGAAAACGCAUGACUGAAGACGAGGGAACAGCAACAAGUGAACCAGCCCGAGGACUGAGAGCACCGACUGGAGAGAACCCAUCUGACUCGGAGAUUCCAGUGAUUCAGUCAGGAGAAAGUUUGGGCCAUGAGUUAAAAAUUUCGCUGUCGAUGAAAUGCGCAGGCGUCAGGCUGAGGACAUCCCCAAGUAUCACGUAUGCACGCAGCACACUGAAGGCAUUGAAAAUGUCGGAUGUAGGUUAAAAAUGACAAGGAAUUUGCCUAAGGGAAUCUCGAACACAACACGCCAGUUUUGCUGUCUCUGUCCAGAUAUUUAAGAACAGGAGCAAGGGAUUCAGCCGAUCAUCCUUCCUGCUCAGACUGUCGAGAGGGAUUCACUUGAUCAUCUGACCAAUUGGCAUGCCCAUUAGUUUACAUGGGGGGAGCCCAUUCAUCUGCUCAGACGGUGGGAAUGGAUUCACUCAGUCAUCUCAACUGAAGGUACAUCAGCAAGUUCACACUGGGACAAGGCCAUUCACCUGUCCUGUGAGUGAGCAGGGAUUCAGUGGGUCUUCCCACCUGUGGACACACCAGUCAGAUCACAUUGGGCAAAGACUGGUCAUCUGAAGAAUUUGUGGGGAAGCAUUCACUCUGUCAUCUGACCUAAUGGCUCAACAGCGAGUUCACACUCGGGAGCGGCCGUUCACCUGCUCAGACUGUGGGAAAGGAUUCACUCAGUCAUCUCAGUUACUGAGACACCAGUCAGUUCACACUGGGGACAGGCCAUUCAACUGCUCGCUCUGCAGGAAGGGAUUCCCUUCCGCAUAUAAGCUACUGAGACACCAGUCAGUUCACACUGGGGAGAGGCCAUUCACCUGCUCAGACUGUGGGAAGGGAUUCACUUCAUCAUAUCAGCUACUGAGACACCAGUCAGUUCACACCGGAGAGUGGCCGUUCACCUGCUCAGACUGUGGGAAGCGAUUCACUGAAUUAUCUCGACUGAAGAUACAUCAGCGAGUUCACACUGGAGAGAGGCCGUUCACCUGCUCAGAUUGUGGGAAGGGAUUCGCACAGUCAUCUCAACUGAAGGUACAUCAGCGAGUUCACACUGGGGAAAGGCCGUUCACCUGCUCGGACUGUGGGAAGGGAUUCACUUCAUCAUCUCUACUGAAGGUACAUCAGCGAGUUCACACUGGGGAGAAGCCAUUCACCUGCUUGGACUGUGGCAAGGCAUUCACUUCAUCAGCUCACUUACUGAGACACCAGCAGCGAGUUCACACUGGGGAGAAGCCAUUCACCUGCUCAAUCUGUGGGAAAGGAUUCACUUCGUCAUAUAAGUUACUGAAACACCGGUCAGUUCACACCAGAGAGUGGCCGUUCACCUGCUCAGACUGCGGGAAGGGAUUCACCGAAUUACCUCAACUGAAGGUACAUCAGCGAGUUCACACCAGAGAGAGGCCAUUCACCUGCUCAAAAUGUGGGAAGGGAUUCGCUCAGUCAUCUCAACUGAAGGUACAUCAGCGAGUUCACACUGGAGAGAAGCCGUUCACCUGCUCAGACUGUGGGAAAGGUUUUACUCAGUUAUCUCAACUGAAGGCACACCAGAGCGUUCACACCGGAGAGUGGCCAAUCACCUGCUUGGACUGCGGGAAGGGAUUCGCUUCGUCAUCCCAUCUGAAGAUACAUCAGCGAGUUCACACUGGAGAGAAGCCGUUCACCUGCUCAGACUGUGGGAAGGGUUUCUCUUCGUCAUCCCACCUGAAGGUACAUCAGCGAGUUCACACUGGAGAGAGGCCAUUCACCUGCUCAAACUGUGGGAAAGGAUUCACUCAGUCAUCCAUCCUAAAGGCACACCAGCGACUUCACACUGGGUAGAGACUGAUCUGCUCGGACUUUGGAAAAAGAUUCUCUCAGCCAAAUCAACCAGUGUGCAUCAUUGAGUUCACACUGGGGAGAGGCCAUUCACCGGCUGUGAAUGUAGGAAGCGAUUCACUCCAUCAUCUAAUCUUAUGUAGCUCUCAGUUCUUCUGGCAGCUUAACAGAGGGGGUUAUAGCCCCCCCCCCCCCCCAGUCCAGUUUGGCCAAACUGAAGAAUCUCGUUUGGGUGGAUACUGUGCGAUGUGUCCCCUGUGUAAUGUGUCCCUGGGGUUCAUACUUUCUGUGGACUGUCUCUUUAAAAUGCAAAGAGAACCGAGACUGACGUUGGACACGCUGUUGGAUUUCUGCAGAAGUGCUGGGUUGCUAUGAUGACCAGCUAAUGUUUAUGUUCUGUGUGGUUAAGCAAGGUCAGAAUGAUCCUUUACCGACACAGAACAAGCAAGCGACUUCUUACAGAGAGAGGGGGCAGAGCUACGUGAUGGACAGCUGGUGUUCAGCACAACGGUAUUUAAACACACGUAACUGCUUUACUCGCAGGGCACGCAGACGCUCAAAGGCUAGUGAUGAAAGUUUCUGCUGGUUGGACUUUCUUGUACCCACAAGGGUGGGAUUUGAGGAUUGAUAAAGAAGAAUCGAUCUGUGGCUGUUAGUGCGUGUAAGAGCGACCCUGUGGGAUCUACCGGAGAGUCUAACCCUUGCCUGGGUUGGUAGACUUUCUCGUGAAGAAGGUGCUCUUGAGUUGGUCACGUCUGGCUAACUUGGAAGAUUUGAUGGGCAUUGGAAAAGGUCGACAACACCUGUUUACUUGGAUUACAUCUCCCUCACCCUCGCCCUCUCCUUCCCUCCCUCCCUCCCCCUCCAAUCUUGUGAACUAAAUUGAAUCUACCACAUCAUCGUAAGACUGGCGGUGAAGACCCGAGGGGCAGAAUGGUCUACUUCUGCACCUAUUUCCUAUUGUCUAUUGACUAUAUCGUUUACCACCUAGGUUUUGGAUUUUAUAUACAGGUGGCUCCCGUUUUUCGGACGUUUGCUUUACAACAGCUCAUUGUUAUGAAAGACCUACGUUAGUACCUGUUUUUUCUAACCAAAGAGGAUUUUCGCUUUUACGAUAAAGAUGAUGCCUGCUUUAUAUGUGAGUUUACCCCGAGAAAGGCUACCGUGACCGUGAAGCCUUGUGCGGCAGUUGUGUACGCAUGCGUGCACGUGCCGAUUUUUUUUUUCUCUCCAAAUCAAUUUCAGUUCACUAUCUUCUGGAUUUUCAGUGAAACUACACCGUACAUACAAUAUUUCUACUUUAUAUAGUGUGUAUACUUAUCAUUCCUACUUUUACUAUAGGUUAGUGUUAUUUUAGGUUUUAUGUGCUAUUUGGUAUGAUUUGGUGGGUUAUUCUUUGGGCCUGGGAACAUCCACAAUCUUUUCCCAUUUAAAUUAAUGGUGAUUGCUUCUUCGCUUCAUGACAUUUCGGCUUACAAAUGGUUUCAUAGGAACGCUCUAGCUUUAGAUACAGGGGGAAACCUGUAUUUACACCUAUGCAUAACAUUGCUAACCCUUGGAUUAUCUGGUUUAAGUUCACUAUUAUUAGUAGUUACCACUAAAAUAGUGUUUGUUCACUGCAAAACCCUACUCCCAAGUGUGUUCAAUUGUUGCUGGUAGUUUUAUAGGUUUGCGUCUGUGCAACACCUGAAGUAACAAAUGGUACAUGAUAUGUGAUUACACUAUUAAGAUUUAUAAUUCUUACUUUGAAUAAAGGGUCAGUAAAGAAAACAAAAAAAAAGAAAAAGGGCCCACUCAAUCCAUUCACGUCUUCUCAUCUCUCCCCAGCAAAAGACCCUGAAAAUCUCUUUUCCAGACUCACAAGAAAGAACAUUUCUGUCAUUGGAUAGCCUCGCACUCCAAAACCCUGUCAUCUCUAGUUGUAACCUAUACAUUGCUGCUGCAGAGAAACCAUUACCUCAGCAGUGAAACAUUACAGAGAGGCCAUUACAUCAGCAAUUGAAUCCUUACAGUGUGUUACACUUGUGACACACUACCGGGUUCAAACUGGGGAGAAAGUUUCAAUGAGCUGCAUGCUGGAUAUUAGUCUAUCACCGUUGCUGAAUGCAAUUUUGGGAGUGACUGUCGGUGCUGAACUCUGCAAUUAUUGCUGCUGCUCACCACACCCAGUUCUGCACCAUGGUCACUGGGCAUUGGAGGAGUUUUUUCUGCUGCACAUUCACCUUUAAUGGAACUGCAGUUUAAUAUUCUGGAUCUGAGACAAAUAAACCAGUUCUAUUUUAAACUCUGUCUUCCACCUACUAAAUCUGCCUCAGCUAUUUAAUCGUUUCUCUCUAAUUAUGAUAUCUCUGAUAUAUGGUGUUUCCUUCAUCCUACUGAGAGAGAUUAUUCUUUUUUUUCACAUGUUCACCAUACCUUUACUAGAAUUGACUACUUCUUACUCGACAAUCAACUCAUUCCAUUUGUCUAUUCUUGUGAUUAUCAGAGUAUACUGAUUUCUGACCAUGCCCCAAUUACUCUGUCCUUAAAUUUUCCUGGCCUUCCUCAGAGGAAUAAACACUGGCGGUUUGAUAAGACUUUACUAUUGGAUGAUGAUUUUCUAAAAUUUAUCAAAGAUCAGAUAACCUUUUAUUUUAACACCAAUACAUCACCUGAAGUGUCAUCCCAGAUUGUCUGGGAUGCCAUGAAAGCGUAUCUGAGGGGUCAAAUAAUCUCCUAUACAGCAAUUCUUAAUAGAAAGUCCUGUGCAGAUUGAUUAGACCUCAUUAAUCAGAUUAAAGAGUUGAAUCAACUCCAUGCGCAAACUAAGAAUCUUGAACUAUACAAGAAACGUGUAGAACUUCAAACUAAAUUUAAUCUUCUGUCCACUCAAUCUGUCGAACGCCAACUUCUUGAAAGUAAGAGUGGUUUUUAUAUUCAUGGUGACAAAUCUGGUAAAUUUCUAGCCAAUCAGCUGAGGCAUUCCAAAGCCAAGCAACAUAUUACAAAGAUCCGGAAGGAGAAUGGAGACCUUACAUCGGAUCACUUAGAAAUCAAUGACGCAUUUAAAAAAUUCUAUUCUCGACUUUAUUCCUCUGAAUCAUUAAAUGACAAUAUCUCUAUCAAUCAUUUUUUAAAUAAUCUGAAUAUUCCUUCACUUUCAUCCGAUUUUAAAGCCAAACUUAAUGCACCUAUAUCAUUAGAAGAAAUAUCUUCUGCAAUUUCUGCAUUGUCCUCAGGGAAAUCUCCAGGACCUGAUGGGUUCCCCAUAGAAUUUUAUAAAUCAUUCUCUUCACUUCUCUCCCCUCAGUUACUUUCAGUAUUAUCUGACUCAUUUAACUACAGCAAAUUGCCACCCUCUUUCAAUGAGGCUUCUAUUAUUCUUUUAUUUAGAAAGGGUAAAGACACAACAGAGUGUUCCUCGUAUAGGCCGAUUUCAUUGCUUAAUGUUGAUGUUAAAAUCUUGGCCAAAGUUUUGGCAUAGAUUAGAAACUUAUUCCCUCUAUUGUUUCUGAUGAUCAAACUGGUUUUAUUAAAAACCGUCUUCCUUUUUUUUUAACAUUCGGCGUUUAUUUAACAUUUUAUAUU
Molecule: messenger RNA, 5637 nt
Organism: Hypanus sabinus (Atlantic stingray)
Lineage: Eukaryota; Metazoa; Chordata; Chondrichthyes; Myliobatiformes; Dasyatidae
Product: zinc finger protein 229-like
Exons: 4
Coding region: 865-2073 (402 amino acids)
Biological process (GO): regulation of transcription by RNA polymerase II
Molecular function (GO): RNA polymerase II cis-regulatory region sequence-specific DNA binding; DNA-binding transcription factor activity
Source: RefSeq, a predicted model, not a curated record